AAUACCGGCAACCUGCGUAAUUCAUAACCAUAACCAUUGCUCGCACGAUCUUAUCACGCCACAAGUCUGGAUGAUCUUCCCCUUUUGCGCAUGCAUUUCCAUACCAGCAAGCUUCUCCCGGAGCGAAUCGAUCCUCCUCGUUUCUUCAGAUUGUCCUCCGAUACUCAGCUAAGAUUCCUGCCACAAAAUCCCUUUUUUUUUUUUUCUGGGUCUCGCGUGUGUUCUCGCGUUCUUCAUCGAUUCCGAAUUCUUGUUCUUUCGGUCCUAUUGGGUGUUCCAAAAACCAAGUCUUUUCUUUUGGUUUUUGCACCCUUUAAUUCAUGUGUCGUUUUUAGUUUGAUUCCUCCGCUGAAGUGCAACGAUCUCUCUCAAAUUGUUGAUGGGUCUCUGAUCCGGAUCAGAGAGCCACGAAUUUGAUUGCAUUUCGGCGUAGCGGGAUUGACAAGGAACCGACCAGACGACCCGGUUGUUGAAAUGCCUGAGGGAGGGUUCGGAAGGACUUGUUAGCUAGAUUGGUGUGAAAUUUUGAUGGGAAACUCAUGCGUGGGACCGAAACUCGGUGCGAAUGGAUUCUUAAGUUCCGUCAGCGCGGCGAUAUGGCGUUCCAGACCGCCGGAGGACUGCCUCCCUCCUCCCCCGAAUGGUGAGAACAGCAGCAAGAAUGCGAGUAGCAGCGGCACCGGCACCAAUGAUGCAAAAUCCAAGUCCUCCACUGUUCCAAUUCAAAGCGCACCUCCUGAGCCUGUGAAGAUUGAUGCUCAGGAGCAUAAACAGGCUGAACCGGAAAAAACGGUCAAGGAAGAGGUAAAUAAACCUCCGGAGGCAGCGAAACCGAAGAAGCCGGGGCACAUGAAGAGAAUUUCGAGUGCGGGGCUUCAGGUGGAUUCGGUGCUGGGGAGGAAAACACGGAAUCUGAAGGAGAUCUAUAGUUUAGGCCGUAAGCUUGGACAAGGUCAAUUUGGAACUACAUUUCUAUGCAUAGAGAAGGGGACGAAUAAGGAGUUUGCCUGUAAAUCGAUCGCGAAGAGGAAGCUGACGACGGAGGAGGAUGUGGAGGAUGUGAGGAGGGAGAUUCAGAUAAUGCACCACUUGGCAGGACAUCCAAGUGUUAUAUCGAUUGUGGAUGCGUAUGAGGAUGCGGUCGCGGUUCAUGUCGUGAUGGAGUUAUGCGCCGGUGGUGAGCUUUUCGACAGGAUCAUUCAGAGGGGACAUUAUUCAGAAAGGAAAGCAGCUGAGCUUGCAAAGGUGAUUGUAAGUGUGGUGGAGGCAUGCCACUCAUUAGGGGUGAUGCACCGGGACUUGAAGCCUGAGAAUUUCCUCUUUGUAAACCAUGAAGAGGAUGCUGCGCUUAAGACGAUUGAUUUUGGAUUGUCUGUGUUCUUCAAGCCAGGUGAAAUGUUCACUGAUGUGGUGGGGAGCCCUUAUUAUGUGGCUCCGGAAGUACUACGGAAACAUUAUGGCCCGGAAUGUGAUGUUUGGAGUGCGGGGGUGAUCAUCUAUAUAUUACUAAGUGGCGUCCCCCCCUUUUGGGAUGAAACGGAGCAAGGGAUAUUUGAGCAGGUAUUAAAAGGAGAACUUGACUUUAUAUCCGAACCAUGGCCUAACAUAUCUGAGAGCGCCAAGGAUCUGGUGCGGCGAAUGCUUGUAAGGGAUCCGAAGAAGAGGCUUACAGCCCAUGAAGUUCUCUGUCAUCCUUGGGUUCAGGUUGAUGGCGUUGCUCCUGAUAAACCCCUCGAUUCUGCUGUUUUGACUCGUUUGAAGCAGUUCUCUGCUAUGGACAAGCUCAAGAAGAUAGCAAUCAGAGUCAUGGCUGAGAUCCUCUCAGAAGAAGAAAUUGCUGGUCUAAAAGAAAUGUUCAAGAUGAUCGACACAGAUAAUAGUGGGAACAUAACUGUGGAGGAACUGAAGGUUGGCUUGGAAAAAGUUGGCGCAAAUUUGAAGGAUUCAGAAAUUAAUGGUCUUAUGCAAGCAGCUGACAUCGAUAACAGCGGUACAAUAGACUAUGGCGAGUUCAUAGCAGCAAUGCUCCAUCUAAACAAGAUCCAGAGGGAAGAUCAUAUGUACGCAGCUUUUUCCUACUUCGACACAGAUGGGAGUGGGUACAUCACCAAGGACGAGCUGCAGCAGGCUUGCGAGCGGUUCGGCCUAGAUGAUGUUCCCAUAGAAGAGCUCAUAAACCAGGUUGACCAAGACAAUGAUGGACGCAUCGACUACAAUGAGUUUGUGGCUAUGAUGCAAGACACUGUUUUCGGCAUGAAUGUAGCUAACAGCUAGAGUAUUGCAAAGAAGUAAAGCUUCCACCACGUUAAUACAUGAUCCGGGUAGGUGAAAAAGUAACGGUUAGAGGCCACUAAUGUGCUAAUUAGGUAGCGGUCUGCGAAGCAUACUUCUGUAAUUUGUAUAGGUCAAUCAAGUGUUAAAGAGAGGAGAUAGAGUGUUAGAGUCUUUGCUAUUUGUAUUUAUUACUCAUUUUUCUGUUUUUGCCAUAGGUGUCAUCACUCUUUCCGUUUUAUAUUAUUCCCAUCUAUGUGAUUUGAAGUUUCCAUUUUCACCUUA
This is a messenger RNA of Syzygium oleosum, 2556 nucleotides long. Its product is annotated as calcium-dependent protein kinase 20. The coding region runs from base 529 to 2274 and encodes 581 amino acids. Lineage: Eukaryota; Viridiplantae; Streptophyta; Magnoliopsida; Myrtales; Myrtaceae. Gene Ontology annotation, cellular component: nucleus; cytoplasm. The record is from RefSeq and is a predicted model, not a curated record. Gene Ontology annotation, biological process: peptidyl-serine phosphorylation; intracellular signal transduction; protein autophosphorylation. Gene Ontology annotation, molecular function: calmodulin binding; calcium/calmodulin-dependent protein kinase activity; ATP binding. The transcript is spliced from 7 exons.